Molecule: messenger RNA, 1691 nt
Organism: Nicotiana tabacum (common tobacco)
Lineage: Eukaryota; Viridiplantae; Streptophyta; Magnoliopsida; Solanales; Solanaceae
Product: adenylyl-sulfate kinase 3
Biological process (GO): sulfate assimilation
Molecular function (GO): adenylylsulfate kinase activity; ATP binding
Source: RefSeq, a predicted model, not a curated record
AAGAUCUUUUCUUAAUCAUUUGAUUUCUUUAUGUUGGUAAUGUAAAUUGUGUUCCUUGAAGUUGCUUACUCGUUGAUUUAGCUUAUCUGCAUAAUGUGAUUUUCCUAUUGAGGCUUUCUUGGUUCUUUUGCCUAGAGGUGAAUAUUGUUUAGAUUUCAGCAAUCUUUAUUUUGUUGUUUUAUUCGCUCCAAGAUUGGUAAAAAAGGAUUGACUUUUUUAAUAAUGUUCUAUUUUAGAUUUGUCAUGAACCCAUUUUCCCGGUGGGAAAUUUUAUGAUAUGUGUUAUGAGUUUUUGGGGUAAAAUAUAUUUAUACUAUACAUUUAUUUUUCUGUUGUUUACAUACAAGAUAUAGAAGAAAACAAUAAUUAGGUUGUUGCAUUUCCUUUUCCUUUAUGCCAUGCUUGUUUAUACAUUUUUUCUUUGGAAGAUAGUAACCAGAAAGAACCUUAUCAUUCUUAUCUGAACUCACUCUGCUCAUUUUGCAUCACUAAUUGCGUUCUCAUCGGAUACUAUAUUUUUUUCCAAAAAAAAAAGAGCCUUUCCAUCAUAUACUGCGCAUUGAUCACAGCUUAGUGAUCAAAUCUACUCAGUCAGAUAAGAAAUCCACCCCUGGCAGCCGUAUAAUCACUACAUCCAACAUGGAGGGAUAACGCUUUCUGUUUCUUGAUGUCUACCUUGGGAAAUCCUGCAAACAUAUUCUGGCAUGAAUGUCCAGUUGGAAAGGCAGAGAGGGAAAAGCUGCUUAACCAACAGGGAUGUGUUGUAUGGAUUACAGGUCUCAGUGGAUCAGGUAAAAGCACACUUGCCUGUUCCCUAGGUAGAGAAUUACACACAAGGGGUAACCUCUCUUAUGUUCUUGAUGGUGACAACCUUAGGCAUGGUCUGAACAAGAAUCUUGGAUUCUCGGCAGAAGAUCGGACUGAAAAUAUACGUAGGGUUGGUGAAGUUUCAAAGCUCUUUGCAGAUGCUGGAUUAAUAUGCAUUGCAAGUUUGAUAUCUCCUUACAGAAAGGAUCGUGAUGCUUGCCGAGCAUUAUUUCCGGAUAAAAGUUUUAUUGAGGUUUUUAUGAAUAUGCCUCUGGAACUGUGUGAAGGAAGAGAUCCAAAAGGCCUGUACAAGCUUGCUCGUGCUGGAAAGAUCAAAGGUUUUACCGGAAUUGAUGAUCCUUAUGAACCGCCAUUGAACUGUGAGAUUGAAAUACAACAAAAAGAUGGAGUAGUUCCGACACCACAUGAGAUGGCUGGGCAAGUUGUCUCUUACAUGGAGGACAGAGGCUUUCUGGAAGCUGAGUAAUAGGAUCCCUGGAGAUAAAAUAAGAAAAGACUUGGCACGAAGUCUAAGUAUCUGCAUCUGCUUCAAUAACCAUAUUUAUUGUUUAAAUCAUCAGCAUGAGAAGGUAGUUAACGAUCAUCUCGUAUCAGAGACAUGGUUUAGGAGUAUACAGCACAUAUUUUUUUCUUCAGAUUAGUUAGAUACUUAGACGUAAGUUAAUGAGUUUGCCUCUCUAGUUCAGUAGGUUCCAGAGAUUGUUCCGCAACUAGUCUUGCGCUACAUGAUCACAGGAAAUUCCCAUUUGUUUUUACUGGGUAUAUAACACGAAUUAUUCAAUGACUGGGUAUAUUGCAGGCUGAAAAUCUUCUAUGUUUUCUGUAUUCAAUUUUAGCUUUUAAAUGGCAUAUGUUGUAUAGAA